AGAUGUCUGCUCAGUCAGGUGAUCAGCUGUGUCCAAUCACAGCUGAUCACAUCAGUGCCAACUGUCAGUGUCCAUCAGUGCCUUAUGUCAGUGCUCAUCAGUGCCUCGUGCCAGUGCCCAGCAGUGCCACAUAUCAGUGCCUACCAGUGCACAUCAAUGCCACAUAUCAGUGCCCAUCUGAGCUGCCUUUCAGUGUCACCCAUCAGUGCCAGUCAGUGCCACCUAUCAAUGCCAAUCAGUGCCACCUAUCAGUGCUGCCAAUCAGUACCACCUAUCAGUGCCAGUCAGUGCUGCCUAUCAGUGCCGCCUAUCAGUGCAUGUCAGUGCCGCCUAUCAGUGCCAGUCAGUGCCGCCUAUCAGUGCCAGUCAGUGCCACCUAUCAGUGCUGCCUAUCAGUG
Staurois parvus is the source of this 398-nucleotide messenger RNA. NCBI's taxonomy places the organism in Eukaryota, Metazoa, Chordata, Amphibia, Anura, Ranidae. The record is from the annotation of a GenBank genome assembly.